UUUUUCCAAAAUUGUAGCAGAAGAAAUUCUCCCGCACAGACGUACAAAUUCAAUAAAACAGCUUUGAUUUGUGGUCAUGGAGACGUGAAUGUUUUUUCUGCAGACAUCUACUCUCACAAUCGUGUUAUAGUACGUGCAGAUGUUCAAUAUUUCCAAGGAGGACUCUAAAGCUAUUCACCCCUGUUCUGCAGGUAUGUAGGGGGCGGAGCUUUCACACCACAUGGCUCAAUUGUAAGUGAAAUCGAAACCAUUUUCUUUAGUCACAUUACAUUCAAGCAGCUGAAGGAAGAUGAAUACAACAGAAAAGAGCUACGAUCCCAACGACAAAACUCUCAAGUUUGUGGACAGAGCUGAUGAAUUAGAUUUUCUCUAUGAAGGUUUUGCGUCACUGAGAGCAGAGAUGUCCUGUGGUCGUGCAGUGACUCCCAUGUCCCUCACCAAAUGGUGCUGCAGGUUUCUGAACAGGGGGGAGAGCCGGUUUGUUUGUGGGAUGACUGACUGUAAUAAGGAGUGGUCUUAUGAGGAGGUCUGUAAAAUGGCUCUGCUGACUCCUGAGGAGAAGACGUAUUUUGAAACAACUAUGAAAAGCAUUGAUGACAGAGAACGAAUGAAAAAUACAAAGUUGUGUCCUGAAUGUAAAGUCCCAGUGACGAGGAACGAUGACUCUAACUUGAGAGUGCGUUGCCAGGUUUGCUCAAAAAAGAAAAAGGACUUUGAUUUCUGCUGGCAGUGUCUGAAAGAGUGGAAGGGUCCACAGCCACGCUCAGACCGCUGUGACAAUGACGGCUGCUACAGUGAAGCUCUGACAACUCUGAAGAACUGCCCAGAAAUAGUUUUUCUUUCCGUCAAAGACGUCACAGGAUGUCCCUCCAUCAGAGCCUGUCCCACCUGCGGCUCUCUGGUGCAGCACAGCUCAAAAUACUGCAAAAGCAUCGUGUGUCCUCGAUGUAAGGUCAAGUUUUGCUUUGUGUGUCUAAAAAUCAUGACUGAAUGCACAAAAACAAGUAAACCAUAUUCAUCCUGCUCCAGUGGAGUCGCUCCCAGACAGACCUCCAUCCCUGUGAGGCAUCAAAGGUGAUGAAGAACAUCAGAGUGGGCCAGCAUGAACAAUCCAGGGGCGUAGCAAAUAAUUGUAGGGGCUCAAGAUUUCACUUAAAAAUAUUACUUUUGUUAUUUUUGCAGUGCUUAAAAGAGUUUCAAUUGACCAAUAUUGACUUAAAAAUUUGGGGGUCAGCUGGCCCCCUUUGCCCCCCCUGUAGCUCCGCCCCUAUUACGGAUGAAAAAAAGUGUUCCGGAACUUGUAUUAUUCCCUUAAAGUAUGUAUAAAUAAAGAGAUUUAUGCAAUUAUUAUUUCAUGUUUCUUAUUUUUUUGUGUGUACUUCUGUGGGUUAGAAUCUACGUUUAACCCUUUAACGCCUGAGAUGUCGCUGGCUACGCCUUUAACUUACUACAACUUUUCAACCAUUGGAGAAAGGUGGAGAAAAGCUGCUUUUCUCCAUUUCAGAAUCCACUGGACUUAUGUUGGUCGCCUAGAGUCAAAGAAAAUCAGCACUGGAGCUAAAGUUAAGACUGUGCUGCAUAGAGAACAUAUUUUGGAGUUUUCUUGCCCUCUUUUUGGUGAAUGCAGCCAACGAGGUACGAGUUUUAUUUUUUUAAUUGAUGUCACUUGUCAUCUUGAAACUUUAUAUUUAGGUUUGAUUAUUUGUGUGUUAGUUUGAACGUUAUUUUGUGACGUUAUGGACAAAUGAAGAAUAAAGUCAUUGUUGCAACAAACUAGGGUCUGUUUUCUUCACACAAGAGAGUAAAACUUUGUUUUAAGCGUAUCGUGGUCUCAUCAACCAAACCUGAAGUGAAUCCAGUGACCCCCACAGUGACAGACACCCAUGAAAAAGGCUCUAGUAUGAAGAACUGGACAGCAUAAGAUAUACGCCUGCUGGCUAAAGAAAGUCACUACACUCCAUGAGCGACUGGCUGCACAACUCACCCCGAAUGGCUAACAGAGGGGCGAACAAUCCUGAUCCGGAACAAUCCUUCAAACUACCGAACAAUAACCUGUCUCUCCACAACAUGCAGCAUUGCAACCAUAAUAAACCACCAAAGAAGUGAGAUUUUUUUUUCUAUCCUCAUGACCUUGUAACCUCAUGUGCAAAGUAACCAGUUUUCUUUGCUCCUUUCACUUUCACUAUUGGGACGUUUCUGAUAAAUCUCUCUCAUUCUGGUAACAAUUGUUUUUUCAGGUUGUGGCAAACACCUGAUAAACCAUCUUAUAUAAAAG
Messenger RNA from Oryzias melastigma (Indian medaka), 2275 nucleotides. Its product is annotated as probable E3 ubiquitin-protein ligase ARI8. Lineage: Eukaryota; Metazoa; Chordata; Actinopteri; Beloniformes; Adrianichthyidae. Gene Ontology annotation, molecular function: zinc ion binding. The record is from RefSeq and is a predicted model, not a curated record. The transcript is spliced from 4 exons. The coding region runs from base 290 to 1078 and encodes 262 amino acids.